Messenger RNA from Aspergillus nomiae NRRL 13137, 2229 nucleotides. Its product is annotated as putative protein kinase. NCBI's taxonomy places the organism in Eukaryota, Fungi, Ascomycota, Eurotiomycetes, Eurotiales, Aspergillaceae. The coding region runs from base 1 to 2229 and encodes 742 amino acids. Gene Ontology annotation, biological process: protein phosphorylation. The record is from RefSeq and is a predicted model, not a curated record. The transcript has a single exon. Gene Ontology annotation, molecular function: ATP binding; protein kinase activity.
AUGUCGAUGUUCAGGUCACCUGCAGAUUUCUCUUCCGAAUCCGAGUCCGAGGAAUCUAGCUUGGAUAGGGGUCCGAACGAACAAGAAGAUGCUCCAUCAAGAUCUACUGCCAAGAAGGCUAAGGCUCCCGGAACGGGAACGAAGUCGCCUCCCCUUUUGGAAGGAAGCAGCUAUGAAAGCGUCGAGGGCGAUGCAAAUGAAAACAAUGAACUUGAUGUCGACACCGAAGUUCAUUCUAACAUGAUGACGGCUGCUCUCCUUGAAUUCUACUGUCUCAGCCGGGCUGCGGAUAUUCUCAAUGCACAAGAAGGCUCACACAAGCGCUACACACGUGACUCGCCAGAAGUCCAGUACCUUGGAAGAAAGAUGUAUAAUUAUAAGUCACGAUUCCUCUCCUCCCAUGGGGUAAUAGCCGGGGGAAUCGAAAAAGACGAGCUGCGGACAACAAGGCAGUAUUAUCGGGACAACCUUGAUGUUCUUGGCAUGUCAGCACUGGAGGAUCUCGACAUAGACGAUACUCAGCGGCAGGUACCACCGCGCAGAACAACGGGAGAUGUUGUCUUAGCUUCGAAGGCCUCAAAUACUGUGCGACGUAACCCAGAUCAAGAGUAUGCAGGCCCUGCAAAACGUGGAUUAUACAGGCCCUCCCUUGCAGAUAUCGGGAAACGACUCCCCAGUGCAGAGAACAUCAGGGCGUUAGAGAAUGUUCAUCUUGACGUAGGAAGUCUACCAAGCCAAUCGUUACACCUCGCAGGAAGCUCGCCUGCAAGCUUCCCAUUGUUUGAAAGCAAUCUGCCCACACCACAUAACCACUUAUCACGUUAUGCGACGGAAUUUGCCGAAGUCAAAGUCCUCGGCCGUGGAUCAUUUGGAGAGGUGUAUCACGUGAAAAACCAUAUCGACGGACAGCCAUAUGCGGUAAAGAAGAUUCCUAUCAGUCAGCGGCGGCUAGAGCAAUUGCAAGAUGGAAACGAGAACCAGCUGGAAAAUAUCAUGAAGGAGAUACGAACCUUGGCUCGGCUUGAGCACACAAACGUCGUCCGCUACUACGGAGCAUGGGUAGAACAGGCGCACAUAUCGGGUUAUGUACGAAACGGCCGCGAGGUCCCUGCCGAGGUUGAGAGUGAGAACACGCAAAGCGCCCUGGCCGGUCCCGAACCGAGCGACAGCGAAAGCUUCGGAGUCGUGUUCGAAUAUUCCCAGGCUUCGGCUGGUGGCUUUGAAGACGAUGAGGAUACCGAAUCGAUUCCUCGUGACUUUGACGCUUUUACCAAUAGCCAGGUAUCUACCUUUGGAGGGACGGAUGACGAUAUUUUCACGGAUGGGUUAAGUUACGACCCGUCCAAGCUGCAGAUACAACGACGACAUCGCGGCGGGCCUCAAGUUCCUGCAGUGGUUUUGCAUAUUCAGAUGUCACUGCAUCCCAUUUCACUUAGCUCAUAUUUGAACUCGCAACCAUGUGAGCUUAAAGAUGACCAGAUACCACGCCGACAUUGCUACCACUUGGCCCCGUCAUUGAGACUCAUGCUGCGCAUAAUCUCAGGAGUCGAAUAUCUGCACUCUAAGGGGAUAGUACACCGGGACCUCAAGCCUGCUAACAUCUUUCUGUCGUGUCCUGAUCACCGAGACUCUGACGGAUGCUCUCCCUGUCAGUUAGAUAACGAAUAUUCUUCCUGGUAUUCCCACCCUCGAAUCGGUGACUUCGGUCUAGUUGCCGAUAUCUCCCACUUGAAUGAGCAUCAGUCGGAUAGUCCCAGUACCUCUUUACAGCACAAUACGAAGGUGAACCAUGUUGUUGGGACAGAGUUUUAUCGCCCACCUUUGGUUCAUCUCGCUGUAGAUAAUGCCGAGAGCUCAGAAGACACAGGCGGCUGUUACAAGGUUGACGAGUCCCUGGAUGUCUUUGCGCUUGGGGUGAUCCUCUUCGAGCUUCUGUAUCGCUUAAACACCAAGAUGGAACGCCAGUUCGUUCUAGGGGAAUUGACGCGCUGUCAGCAGGAUCAGUCAACAGGAUCCGCUUUGGGACGUGCGCCAUUCCCUUGUGAUUUCGCACAGAAGAUUGAUUUGGGAGAGGAGAAAUAUGACGGGCAUGUAUCUAUCGCCGAGGAAUUAAUGACCUGCAUCAGUGGGAUGCUGGAACCCUUACCCCAGAAGCGCUGGAGCUUAUCCGACGUCAAGCAGCAUCUGCACAAUAUUCUGACUGUCGCUCAGAGGGCACCGUGCCCCUAA